Messenger RNA from Mya arenaria, 2751 nucleotides. RefSeq lists its product as uncharacterized. The record is from RefSeq and is a predicted model, not a curated record. NCBI's taxonomy places the organism in Eukaryota, Metazoa, Mollusca, Bivalvia, Myida, Myidae. Bases 1 to 2751 code for a protein of 916 amino acids. The transcript has 6 exons.
AUGGCUGAAAGUAUCGAGACGAGACAAGAAAACUGGCUGAGAGUGGUCUGGGGACUUAUGUACGUGAACGAAGGACUUAAGGGAUACGUUGAUACAAAAGGCAAACAACAGUACCAAACGUUUAUGAACACUGUUAAUGCGAAGUGUAAUAAACAGACAUGUGAUCAAUGUCAAAUCAACAGCAGAUGCCAAAAUGGCACGACUAAGGUGACCGGAAAAUCGAAAUUCAGGCCAGCCCAUUUCUGUGAUGCAAUGUACAAAGAGAUCCAAAACAAUCAUGCUAAAAACAAUCCAUUCUGGAUGAAUACAGAUUCUACUAAAUGGCAUGAUCCACGCGUCGGUUACUGGGAGGUGAUCAAGUGUUUUCUCAGUUCAGCUGGCUACUUUGACAAGAUGGGGGCGAGUCAGAUGGAUGCUUCAGGACUGUUAAGCAUCUGUAUAAACAGUUCGUUUAUCAAACAACACAUAACAAAUGUUCAGCGAUUUGAGGAGGUACGAGACAUAAGGAACAAGACUUUGCAUGACGCCCAUUAUGAGCUUGACGGACAGACAGCGGACGACUGUCUGGACAAGAUGAUUACCGUACUGGAGGAUCAACAAGAACUCCUACAUGAUACAUUUGCUCAGCAAAACGCUAAUCUCAUAAGAAAUAUCAAAGCGAAAAUUGAAAAGACACCGGCCAUUAUGCAUGAAUCCUUACAAAAAUGGCUGCAGACAAACUUUGACGUCGACAAAUGUCUCAAAGAGAUCGAGGGCCCGAUGUAUGAUAGACUACGAAAGGAACUAAAAGGAUUUAUAGUCGAUGAGGUCAAACGUGCGGUCAAACACAGUUUCGAUGACAGAGGUAACUACGAAAGGGAACAAAACCUGGAGGAUCUACGACAACGGCUUGCCAAGUACUACCAGAAAGAACUCAACAGCGCGCCCAUAUCUCCCCUGCUGUCGGACAAGAACGAGAGACUGGACAAGUUGUAUGUCCCUCCAAAGAUCGUGGAGAAAAACCCGCGAAAAGUAGGUGCGUUUGAGAAAGAAAAAGGAACACCCGUCACGGCUUACAGGCAAUUGUUCUGUAAAAAAGGUGAAUUUAGGAAAAACGUGUUCAUGAUUGGCGAGGCCGGGAUGGGAAAGUCCACCUGUGCCGCAAUGUGUGCAUUGAAAUGGUCCAAUCAGUUCUCAUCAACGAAUACGAAUAACGAACCUGAAAAUGAUCCUUUACCUCAAAACUGGUUUACGUUUUUUGUGUUAAAGUUAUUUCUAAUUGGCAGAAAUCUUGAUCAUAUUUUCAAUCUUGAUACAAAGCAGGAAGACCAAUUCAAAGAUGAAACUUUCUGUAAAGACAUUGAUUUUGUAUUUCACCUCACUCUGAGAGAUAGCUGUGACCUCUGUGACCUCACAGACAUGAUACGAGAUCAGCUUAUCAACAGAAUUUAUCCACAAGAUCAGAGGGACGCUGCAUACCUGACUAUGCAAAGUGUCCUGUCCAAAAACAAGUGCGUGAUCAUAGCCGAUGGCCUGGAUGAGUGGACUCAUCCAAAUGAUACAAAAUGCAGUUGUCCAAAAGAAGAAAAAGUGAUCCCUUACUUGGAGACAACCCUAGAUGUAACUGUGUUUAUUACAUCUCGACCCUGGAGGAUGUCACAACAACGGGUUAAAGACACGAAAAUUGACACGUACUUGGAGAUAGAGGGACUUGCAGAUAUGGGAUUACUGCUUCAGAAAAUAUUGAACAGACUUAAUGAAACAGUUACAGUAAAGAAAACAUUGCUAGAUUUCGUCCAGUUUGUUGAUAGAAUGACACUCACACGUCUUUUAUCGGUACCUAUUAUAUCAAUGUUGCUGGUAUGUUUGUGGUUUGAGGGAAUACAUGAGUCCUUUUCUCUUUGUGAUAUAUACGCAUACACUAUUGAAAUGCUGUUUAAGCGAAAAGCUCUCCCUGUGCCUAUUGUUUCUCAGAAAAAUGUUCAAUUCUUACGAUGUUUCCAGGACACAGAAUAUGUACAAAAGUACUACAGCAUUGUAAUGGAGAUUGCAGAACUUGCUUUUACGACAUUAUUUUCGAACGACCUCACUUCGUCCUUGGUGUUUAAAAAGGUUGACAAUUUGAAGCACGAUAAUCUCUUGUUUGUGCUGAAGUCGGGAAUCUUGCAAGAAUCAAAAUCAGCGUCUUUGAUUAGAAAGUCAUCGAGCUACUCCUUUAUCCACAAAACGGUUCAGGAAUUUUUCGCUGCAAUAUACAUGUCCUACCACCCAAAAGAGAUUGAAAGAGUAUGUCCACCUAAUUAUGAGAUGAACGAUGAUAUGACGGAUAUUUCACAGGUUUUCAUUUUCAUAUGCGGUCUGAACAUUAAGUUAGCAAAUGAGAUGUCGAAUAACAUAUCCAAUAGCAAAAAGUUUCACAUGGCUUCUUCCAUCCAGAAAACCAUUGUGUCGGGUUAUAAGGAGGCUAAAGCUAGUAAAUUAUUAAAUAUCCAGUUUUCACUCACCAGCUUUGAUUUAUGUUCUACAGAAACCGAACUAGUAAAUGACUUGCUAUCAAUGAACAAGUCCAAGAUACGUAGUAUCAGUGUCUCGUCCGAUAUAAGCCAGGGGAAACUCCAGGAGGUAUUCAGUAGCUCCACGGACACUCUUACUUAUGUUUCGUUAUCUGACGUGGCUGGACAAAGUGACAAUGACUGGGCGUUCCUUGAGGGGAUUGCUGGAGAGGCAGAAAAACAGCCCUCAGCGUUGGCAUUGUGUACUAUGGAAGUGUAA